AUGGCCAAUUGGCCAGCUGCUAUCCUCGACAAACUACCACACUGGGCUCGCUGGCCUUCUCAAACAACCGUCAGACAUGUUCUCUAUGGAAUCUUGAUUGGCAUUUCGUUGUCGUUGACCACCUCGUCUCUCGCUGGAGCGCGUCGGAAGAAGAGGAAAGAGCGUAUUGAGGAGAGCUUUCCUCCGCGACCUAUCGAAGUUCGGAGCGACGAGAUUGUCAAUGGGGUCACUGGAUUGAUAGGUAAUACACCGCUUAUGCGAAUCAACUCUCUCAGCGACGCUCUCGGUGUUGAAAUCCUCGGAAAGGCCGAAUUCCUGAAUCCUGGUGGAAGCGUCAAAGACAGAGUAGCCCUGCGCAUGAUCGAAGAUGCCGAACGACUGGGAUACCUUCGUCCAUACACAGGCUCUCGUAUCUUCGAAGGAACGGUUGGGUCCACGGGAAUUUCAAUCGCGACUAUUGCUAAAGCCAGAGGAUAUGAUGCCACUAUCAUCAUGCCGGACGACAUCGCUGAGGAGAAAGUAAAAGCUUUGCUCUCGUUAGGCGCUGAAGUUGAACGCGUCCGACCGGCGAGUAUCGUUGACAAGAAACAGCAUCCCAGUCUCAACCACCUUGCACCCAACCCAAUACCAUCCCAAUUCCCCACCCAGAACCUCGCCCGCCAACGCGCCUCCGUCUUCGGCCAACCACCCUCCCCAUCAUCUCCAGCAGACAUAAACAAGCUCCCCAGCGUCCGCGUAGCCCAUACACACCGCGGCCUCGAGUCUCCUUCACACACCGUCCUGGUGUCCACCACCGCCAACGAAGUCAACUUUGACAACGAAGGAUGGGAGAAUGACGAAGCGUUUUUGUCCAAACCGAGAGGGUUCUUUGCUGAUCAGUUUGAGGCGAGUAUUUCAUUGUGGAAUGAGAAUGCUAGAACGAGAAUUAACGAAUGUUACUAUUGGUUUCAGAACAAAAGUAACUUCGAUGCUCAUUAUCAAGGGACAGGACCGGAGAUUUGGAGGCAGACCAACGGGGGCAUCGAUGCUUUCGUUUCCGGUGCAGGCACAGGAGGAACAGUGGCAGGCUGCGGACGGUACCUCAAAACUGUAAAAGAGGAUAUCAUCGUAGCCAUUUCUGACCCUGAAGGGAGUGGGUUGUACAAUAAGGUAAAACACGGCGUGAUGUUCGACCGGAAAGAAAGCGAAGGAACGAAGAGAAGGCAUCAGGUCGAUACCGUUGUCGAAGGAAUUGGAAUUAAUCGCCUAACUCACAACUUUGAACUUGCACUACCGAUCCUAGACGAUGCAUUCCGGAUAUCCGACGCCGAAGCAGUCGCCAUGUCCCGCUACCUCGUCCAAAACGACGGCCUGUUCCUAGGUUCGAGCAGCGCCUGCAAUCUAACCGCCUGCGUUAAGCUGGUGAAAAAGAUGGGCUGGGAAGGCUCAGGGAAGAAAAUUGUUACUAUUCUCUGCGACUCGGGCAUUAGACAUUACUCCAAGUUUUGGAGUGACGAGUACCUGGAGAAGGCACAAAUACCGAUUAACAUCUCUCUAAUUGAAGAUCUAGUCGGCAAAUCCAAAAUCGCGGCUUCAAUCCAGAACGGACCCACUCAGCUCUGA
This is a messenger RNA of Coprinopsis cinerea okayama7#130, 1602 nucleotides long. RefSeq lists its product as hypothetical. Gene Ontology annotation, molecular function: cysteine synthase activity. The record is from RefSeq and is a predicted model, not a curated record. The transcript is spliced from 13 exons. NCBI's taxonomy places the organism in Eukaryota, Fungi, Basidiomycota, Agaricomycetes, Agaricales, Psathyrellaceae. Gene Ontology annotation, cellular component: cytoplasm. Bases 1 to 1602 code for a protein of 533 amino acids.